Molecule: messenger RNA, 2247 nt
Organism: Bombyx mandarina (wild silkworm)
Lineage: Eukaryota; Metazoa; Arthropoda; Insecta; Lepidoptera; Bombycidae
Product: putative carbonic anhydrase 3
Cellular component (GO): cytoplasm
Molecular function (GO): zinc ion binding; carbonate dehydratase activity
Source: RefSeq, a predicted model, not a curated record
AAGUUUAGCAUUUUUAUUCUACUCAUUAUUUUUCGUUUCUUGUCUUUAACAGUACUUCUUACGCUGGGAGACGACUUUGGAUAUGAUGGAAUCACAGGACCAAAUUACUGGGGCGAGAGAUAUCGAGAAUGCGCAGGAAAGCACCAGAGUCCUAUCAAUAUCAACAUUCUGCAUGUUAAACAUAUAAUUCUACCAGAUAUAGAGUUCAUCGGCUUUGAUGACUCGAUCGACGAUGUACACGUCACCAACAAUGGACACACAGUAUUAAUUGAAGUGAAGAAUGAACCUCAUCCGAGGGUUCGCGGUGGGCCUUUAGAUGGUGAUUACAUCUUCAGCCAGAUGCAUUUCCACUGGGGAGAUAACGACACGUUUGGCUCUGAAGAUACUAUCAAUCAUAGGAGUUUUCCUAUGGAAUUGCACAUGGUGUUCUUCAAAGAAGAGUAUGGAACCCCAACCAACGCAGUGAAGCAUCACGAUGGAUUAACAGUGCUAGCAUUUUUUUACGAGUUGGACCGUCAUCAGCAUCCAGCUUACGAUGAUAUAACAUCCGCAUUAGCGAAUGUAACCGAACCCUAUACUUCCGUGGCGAUGAGCCAUCCCUUUUCAUUCCUCAACAUUUUGCCUUACGAUUUGAAGAGGUACUUUACUUACAAGGGCUCACUGACGACUCCGCCUUGUUCUGAAGUUGUCAUUUGGUUGGAUUUCGAGCAGCCUAUUAGAUUAACACACGAUCAGAUAGAAACGUUUCGUGAAAUCAAAUCAGCACACGGAAAGAUCACUCAUAAUUUCCGACCAAUACAGCCAAUCGGUGACAGAAUUGUAUUUUAUAACAUUGACAACAGCUACUUUAGUUACAACACUAUAGAUGAAGAUGAAGAGGAACAUAAAGACACGCAUCCAAAACGAAAGAAGCAUCGCAAUAAUGCACAAAAUAUAUUAAGCAAUUAUACUUUAAUUUUAUGCAAUGUCUUGCUUUUAGUAUAUGGUAUUCACUUAAGUCCAUUAAUUUCAGAGGUCUCUUUCACGACUGAUUUCUAAAAUUAAAAUGCAAAGGUGAUUUUGCAUAAUAUUUCGUUUUGACACUCGGAUUUGUUAGCAGAGACCCAAUAGAACUAUGUAGUAUUAGGGAAAAUUAUAAAGACUGUUUGUGUAUUUUAUGUGAUAGUACAUUCGCCUAAAAUUUAAAUCGACAUUUUAAAUCACCUUGUAACGCAAUGUUAGUGGAGUUUGUGUGAUUUGGUUGUUGUUCACAAUUUUCACGUUUUUGUGUGGUUAAAAGAUAAGGUUUUGUUGAAGAUGUGAAUAAUAAUAAAAAAUGCAUCAUUAUAAAUUUGGAGAUAGUUCUGUAUACUUAAAAUAUUGUUUUAUUUAAAUUAUGAAGUUUAUUUUUAUUUAAUGCCAUUACGUUUACGUAUACAGGGUUUAUGGGAACAAUUCAAAUCACCGUAGGCCUAUUAAAAUGUCUAGAACGACUAAUGAUUUAAUUAGAAUUAGUUUUGUGGCAACUAAUUUAUUAUUAUUAACAUAUAGUAAAAACUGUUAGAAAAUUGUUCCGUAAAGUAUAAAUCUGAUUAUUACAUGUACAUAUUUAUCUAUUUAAAAAGUGGUAGGAAUAAUUUAUUAUAUAAAUUAACAGACUAACGAGAGAUAUCGUUUACAUAAUGACUAGUAUACUGUGAUAUUAAAAUACUUUGAGAUUAAAUUAACUGUUUUAUUAAAAUAGAUUUAGAUAUACAUAUCACUUGGUGUUUUGUGAAGACAAGAAUGGUAAAAUAAUCUAUCAUGAGUGGCUUGUGGAUCCUGUUGAAGUACUGAUCAUGAAUCUGUAUUUAAAAUGCUCCACUCUUUAAAUCAGAUCCAUAUUCAUGUUCAUUUUUGUUCUAGUUUUUAGCUAAGACAAAGAGACUAAUGGCACACUUAUAAGUGAGCGUUUACCUAGACCCUUAACAAAACAACGAGAAAGCCAGUGCUCUCCUUGAGACAUAAAGAUAACUCUUUCAUAAUCAAAGUACAAUAACUAAUAUACAAAAAGAAAAAGAUUUAAAAGUCAUCUAAUUGCAUUAGGAGUUCAGAGCUCACUGUAACAUGAAUUUUGCCAUCCACCUGAGUUUGGAGGUCAAAAUCAGAAUUCUAAGGCUGUUCCACCCUUCAAACCUAUAGAUAAGAUGAUGUGACCCCAAAUAUAUGGAUCUUAAUUAUGCUUCAUCAACAAUACUUAUACAAAUUUAAUAGGUUUAGAGUUUUUUU